Scylla paramamosain (green mud crab) is the source of this 4492-nucleotide messenger RNA. RefSeq names its product tectonic-3-like. The coding region runs from base 1 to 2088 and encodes 695 amino acids. The record is from RefSeq and is a predicted model, not a curated record. Lineage: Eukaryota; Metazoa; Arthropoda; Malacostraca; Decapoda; Portunidae. The transcript is spliced from 8 exons. Gene Ontology annotation, biological process: cilium assembly.
AUGAAGACAUCUUUAAAAUAUCACCUCUUCUUUCUCUUCCUCUUCCUCUUCUUUUUGCUCCCUGUCACCACCACCACCACCACCCCCACAGCUGCAACCACUGCACCAAAUAUAGACACUACAAAUAUGACCACAUUAGAUUAUAUAGACUAUGUAAUUAAUAGUACUGAUAUGAUUGGAGAAAAUGAGACUAUUACUACUACUAUGACUCCUACUACUACUGCUACUACUGAUGGUGAUGGUGAUGGUGAUGAAGAGGAUGAUGAUGAUGAAGAUGAGCUAUUUCUUGGAGAUUUCUGCUUAUGUGAUUUGAAGGUUGAUGUAUGUGAUGUCAAUUGUUGCUGUGACAUGGACUGCAGUGCCUCUGACCGCCUGGCCUUCUCACACUGCCUCCCCCGCCCCUCCCCAACCCCUGACCACCGCUACUGCUUUCAACACAAGAUCGUAUUCUCAUCCACUGAGGAGUACAAGGUGGAGGUGGACCAGGGCGGCCUCACCUGUGUGCUCGUUGACAACCUGCCUCAACACUCCUCCCACACUCCUGUCAAGGUUGCAAGGACACUGGAAGAGUUUGAGGCACUGGAAAGUAGGAGUAAAGCCUUCCCAUGGCCACAGAUGCCACCACAGCCAGGUACAGACACCACAUCACAAGACGCCAGAUACAGUUAUGGUGAUCUUGUGUGGGGCUACGAGCGUGAUGGUGUUAUGGUCAAUAUGGGCCUCCCCACAGCCAUUGUAGGAAGUGAGUGUCAGGCCCAGGAGGACAUUCAGUACUUGAGGGACAUCAGGACAGCAUGCAGCCGAGUCCUUCAGAGUGCCCCCAAGGGUUGCCUCACUCCUGAGCUCAGCGCCUCCACCUACCUCACUCUGACGGUCCUGUCUGGCGCCCCUGCUGACUCUGAGAGCAUCAACGUGACAGAAGACCUGAAUAACACCACAACCACACCCACCACACCAGAAAACACCACCACACUCCCUCCUACCACACCAGACACACCAACACCAACCUUGGAAACCACCAACAAAACAAACAUGAUGCAAAUAACACCAUAUCUGUGCCAAACGGACACAAAUGACGAGGAAACAUGCAUCGAGGUGGAGCUGACGGACAUACCAACACCUGCAUACACGAAUGGCGAAUGCACCAACACUAUACGUCGAUUGGACUACAUAUUCGUGCACAAUGGAGUAGAAGGGAUGGUGGAAGUGAGAGCAAUGAUUCGACUGGGAAAUACGUCAUUGGAGGGAAGGUUACAGAGGCAGGAAUUCAGUGCAAGGUUUGUGUGGGAGGAAAGCUUGGACAAGGAAGUGUUCAAGAGGAGUGGCCGGCCGGGCUAUGUGGUGGGGAAGCCUCUGCUACUUGGACGUGUUGUAGAGAAUGUCACAGAAGAAGGAGAGGUCAGGUCAGCCAUCAGUCUUGACCUGGACCCAACAAAGUGGCUAACCCUCCUUUCCCCGGGCAGCAGAGGUCACUGCCACAGACGCACCCAGGUCAAAUUUGGUAUUGAUAUGAGGUCCAGCUGCUCCCUUGAGGUGACCCGAGAUGACCUGGACUGUGAUGAGCUGAGAGGUCAAAUCUUGGGAUCACUCUUGGGGUCAUAUCUUGGUGACCUUGGUGUGCUGAGGGUUGGAAGUUAUGGGGAUGUGAGUGUGGCCAAUGUGGCUGACUGGGUGCCUAUCUUGGUGCCUGUUGAGUCCAGAAGGGUUUCUACAGACAGAAGAAGAACAUCAAAGUGCCAAGGUAUUAUCCAAUCAGUUCAUUUGGAGGUCUUCUACAGCUUGCAGGGAGCAUUGCAUAACCCACAAGCCAAAAUCAUUGCAGUUGUCUUACGUCUUGGUCCUCCUCAGAGCUUCCCCCAGAUUCAGAAGGCUUCCUCCUCCUCCACCUUCUCCCUGGAGCUUUACUCUACUGUAGCAUUUGUUGAGAUAAAGAAUUUGCCACUUCCAGCUUAUGCAAGGCCACCAAGUUUAGACAUAAAGUUGCCAUAUGAUUUUUUCUACCCAUUUCUUCCAUCUAGUGCAUGUGUGUGUGUCAUGUGCUUGCGUCUGUGUGUCAUGUGUUUAUUCUGUGUUUUGUUUGUGGUUUGAGUGUGGUUGUGUGUUUUGAUAUGAUUUUUUUUUUUUCUGUUUUUUCCAUUUAGUGUGUGUGUGUGUGUGUGUGUGUGUGUGUGUGUGUGUGUGUGUGUGUGUGUGUGUGUGUGUGUGUGUGUGUGUGUGUGUGUGUGUGUGUGUGUGUGUGUGUGUGUGUGUGUUUUAAUGUGAGAAUGUAUGUGUGUUUCCAUGUGUGUGUGUGUUUUGUGUCUGGAUGGGUGUUUGUGUUUAUAUGUUUUCAUAGGAAAAUGUGUAUUUGUUGUCUUGUGCUGUGCAUUAAGUGCCUAGAACUAAUGUGUGUGUGUGUGUGUGUGUGUGUGUGUGUGUGUGUGUGUGUGUGUGUGUGUGUGUGUGUGUGUGUGUGUGUGUGUGUGUUGUCCUGUGCCGUCCUUAUAAGUGCCUAGAAGUGAUGUGUGAGUUUUGUCUUGUAGCAUCCAUUAAGUGCCUCAUAAUGUGUGUGCAUUUGUAUGUGGGUUAAUUUUACUUACACACUGCACUAUUAAAUGAGAUAAUGAUUUGUGUUGCAGCUGGUAUUAGUGGUAGGAGGUGAUGAAGUCAGUGAAGUGUUGGGGUACAUCUUUAUAACCUCAUGGGUGUACUGUCGAGUGCCUUGCUGUGUGGCAUGACAGGACACCAGUGAUGAGAAGACAGGAGGUGGAGAAGGAAGAGCUGGAGGUGCAUUUGGAUAUAUUGCAGUAUUCACUUGGAGUAAUGAGAAGGGAAUCAGUCAGAAAUUAAUGUCAGAUGGAUGAGGUAGAGUUAAAGAAGUUACAGUAUUCACUUGGAGUAAUGAGAAGGGAAUUAUUCAGAAGUGAAUAGAUCAGAGGGAUGGUUUGUAUGUACAAUGUAUGAGUUUAGAGACAGAGAGGCAAGAUUAAGAUGGUUUGUGCAUGUGCUGAGGAGAGAUGCAGAUUGUGUUGGGAGGAGGGUGCUGAGGAUGAGAGGGAAGCUAAAGAGGGAAUUUGUGUUGGCAAGAGGGUGCUGAGGAUAGAGCUGAGGAGAAGAAGGCCAAAGAGGGGAUUCAUUUAUGCCAUAGAGGAGGACAUGUAGAAAGUAGGAGAGGCAGAAGAUAGAGGAAUGUGAUUUGCUUUAGAAUAGGACAUGCAGAAAAUAGGAGUGACAGAAGGAAAGGCAGAAGGUAGAGGGAAGUUGUUUGCCAUAGAAGAGGAGACGCAGAAAGUAGGAGUUACUGAGGGAGAGGCAUAAGACAGAGGAAGAUGGAGGGAAGUGAUUUGCAGUGGCAGCCGUAAGAGUGACAAGUAAUAAUAAUAGUGGUUGUGGUGAUGGUGAUAACAGUAAUAGUAGUACCUGCACUCUAGUCAUUCCAUGAAGUAUUGUAUUACACUGCACAAAAUAGAGAUAUAAAUAAGAUGUUCAGAAAUAUACCUGGUGAUCUACAUAUGAACACUUGAAUUGUGAACUUCCCUGGAUCUGAACAAAGCUGUGACUGAGUGUAGCAGGCACAGGAAGCAUAUUAAACACAGCUCUCAUGCGCAUCCAAGGAGCCUUGCCACCAACUUGCCCUUGAAAGAUUCCAGUAUGUUAAAUGUUAAGAGCAGAAGCAGUGGUUGGGCAGGUGAUGCUGUGUUAGCUCUUUAAAUGGUGAAGGCUACAUAAGAAAAACUGCAGUAAUCUGUUCUUAAAUAGAGUAGUGGAUGAAGGGAAUGGACCUAAUAAUCAUUGUUAGUCAUGAGUCAUUAGUGAGCUUUAACCCUUUGACUGCCACUUGGUACACCUUUCCUUAGUUACCAAUCACUCUGAGACAUCUUUACUUGUCAAUCUUUGAACUGGGAAGAAAUUGCAAAAUGUAUUCUUUUUUCAUCACUGACUUUCUUGUAGAUGCUUAUAAAGACUUCACACAUUGCUUCCAGUGCUGCUAAUUGCUUCAUGUCAGUGGAAGGCUUAAAAGAAAGAUGUAAGAUGGUAAGAAAUGUUUGGCAAAGGAAACAAAAGUGGCCACAACAGCCAGUGCCUGGCUGUUGAGAAGUGAAGCAUUCAUCACCCCACCAACAGCACAUCAGGGGAAAUUAAAGAUCUUGUUCCUGUUAUUAUACUUUACUUCAUGUACAGUAAUUAGAGGUUGUUUAUUGGUGGUGAUCACUUAAAGAUACUGUUUAUAUGUCCAGAUGUAGUGCUGGCUGAGGGUAAACUGUUUAUCCAUGCAUACCAAUAGUGCAACUGGAGAAAAACAGUAGUGUUGGACUUAGUGAUGACCUCUUGAAUGGAACCUGUUCAUCAGUAGGUCACCAGGUGUAUAUUAUUAAUGCAUUCCUUUACCUAGUCCUUUACUUAUUUAUAUGCACUUCUUCAUUUAGGUCUCUAUUUUUAUUUUUUAAGAUUGUAUGAAAUUAUCUUUAUUAUCAGGGUAAUGUAAAACUGUAAUUAAAGAUCUAAUCAAGAA